Molecule: messenger RNA, 1266 nt
Organism: Penicillium longicatenatum
Lineage: Eukaryota; Fungi; Ascomycota; Eurotiomycetes; Eurotiales; Aspergillaceae
Exons: 1
Coding region: 1-1266 (421 amino acids)
Source: RefSeq, a predicted model, not a curated record
AUGGACGAGCGACGCUGCUUUUCAUACUUUCAAUAUUGCUCCAUUCCUGGCCUUGGGGCUUUCUUCGACUCUCCUCUCUGGCAGAACAUUAUCUUGCGGGUUGGUCAUGUGGAUCCUGCUGUGUAUCAUGCCGCCAAUAUGCUCGGUGCCCUUCACGAAGACUCAUGCGCGAACAAAAUGCGCUUGUCUGGGGAGAAUCUCCAGCGAGCUCGUCAUCGCUUCGCACUUCAGCAGGCUUCGCGAGCUUUGACCCAUCUCUCCCAGCGUCAGGCCUCAAACGACCCUCAGUAUCGGGAGGUUGUACUGGUAUGCUGCCUGCUGUUUGUCAUGUCAGACUUAUUACUGGGGCGGUAUGAAAAUGCCUUCCAACAUCUGCACAGUGGGCUUCGCAUCCUCAAAGAGACACAGGACUGUCAUUCAAAAAUUAGGCUUGAUGAUUCGCUAAUCCACAUCUUCCAACGGCUCGAUGUCGAAUCCGCCCAUUUCGGGCCUGGUACCCCAUUUUUGUUCACUAAUUCUGAAAUCGAUGAUGACGUGCAUAUUCUGCACAAUUUUGCUAAAAUGCAAACUGUGUCAGACGUACACCGAAGCGUGACUCUUCUUUUAAAUAUGGGUAUUCCUUUUCUCGCCCGAUGCUGGCCCUCCUCUGCCGUUGAAAUUGCAGCUGGAUAUAGCGAGUUGUUCCUAAAACAGCAACAAAUUCUGUCCUUGAAUUAUAAAUUUCAACACCAUUUUGGAAUAUUUUACCGCGAAUUUUAUCAUACACUUCGUGGUCGUGACCAGCAAGGUGUUGAUCUGCUUCAACUCCAGAGUCUUGGACAGAUUCUCAGUCUGAAGACCUGUCUCAUCAAAGGGCCAGUACCUAAAAGCUUGACCCCAGAAUAUAUCAGCCUGUUCUCGGCACAUCAGGCAUUUCUAGCUAAGUCUUUUGAUCGCCCAACAUUUACUUUGGACUACGGCGUCGUCCCAGGAUUGUGGGUGGUGGCCUCGCAGUGUCCAGACUAUUCAGUUCGCUUGCAAGCAAUCUACACCUUGCAGACCUGGCCCCACUGUGAGGGGAUCAUUAAUUCCAAUGUCCUCGUCUCGAUGGCUGUAAAAAGUUUGAAGGCAGAAUUACAGACUCAUGGCCAAUUAGACAGCUGGAUCAUAGAUGCUGACAUGGAAGAGGAGCUGUCCCGGUUUCUGUUUGACACAUUCACCUCGACGAAGCAGGUGACGGAUUGGUCGUUCAUUCGCGGGACUGACCUGCUUCGAAAAUACCCUUGA